This is a messenger RNA of Mercurialis annua (annual mercury), 674 nucleotides long. RefSeq names its product protein VASCULATURE COMPLEXITY AND CONNECTIVITY. Bases 80 to 586 code for a protein of 168 amino acids. Lineage: Eukaryota; Viridiplantae; Streptophyta; Magnoliopsida; Malpighiales; Euphorbiaceae. The record is from RefSeq and is a predicted model, not a curated record. The transcript is spliced from 3 exons.
UUUACUUUUCUCCACAUUCAUCCCCUCUCAUCUUCUUAAAUCUUAACUCACUUCAACAAAACAAACCAACCAACUGAAAAUGGUUAAAUUUGGGGGUGUUCUUGUUUGUCUCUUGGUAGUUGCUAUUGAUGUAGUUGCUGGUGUUCUUGCCAUCCAAGCAGAAAUUUCUCAAAACAAGGUUAAGCACUUAAGGCUGUGGAUAUUUGAGUGUAGAGAGCCGAGUGAAGAUGCAUUCAAGCUAGGGUUAGCUGCAGCAGCACUACUGGGUGUGGCUCAUGUGCUUGCUAGCUUGCUUGGUGGAUGCAUGUGUAUUUGUUCUCAGCAAGAGCUUCAAACAGCUUCUCCUAACAAGCAGCUCUCUGUUGCAUGCUUCUUCUUUUCUUGGGUGAUUUUAGCCGUUGGAUUAUCGAUGUUGGUGAUUGGCACUUUAUCAAACAACAAGUCAAGGGCGUCUUGUGGUUUCACACACCAUCAUUUUCUUUCAAUUGGAGGAAUUUUGUGCUUUGUUCAUGCCCUUUUUUGUGUUGCAUAUUACGUUUCUGCCACUGCUGCUACUAGUGAGGAAAGCAAGUAUGGGGGUGCUUAAUUAAGCAUAAAUUUGUCUUUAAAUAUGUGAAUUUUAAUUUUUUUUUUGAAGUCUUAAAUUACUUUAAUUAACUUUUCUACUUUUACUU